Molecule: messenger RNA, 5013 nt
Organism: Eriocheir sinensis (Chinese mitten crab)
Lineage: Eukaryota; Metazoa; Arthropoda; Malacostraca; Decapoda; Varunidae
Gene: exd
Product: homeobox protein extradenticle-like
Exons: 7
Coding region: 82-855 (257 amino acids)
Biological process (GO): embryonic organ development; regulation of transcription by RNA polymerase II; animal organ morphogenesis
Cellular component (GO): nucleus
Molecular function (GO): DNA-binding transcription factor activity, RNA polymerase II-specific; RNA polymerase II cis-regulatory region sequence-specific DNA binding
Source: RefSeq, a predicted model, not a curated record
UAAGCUAACACCAACCUUCUUUGCCCCGCAGUCUUGUCGCUCCGGAACACGCAGGAGGAGGAGCCGCCGGACCCACAGCUGAUGCGCCUGGACAACAUGCUGAUCGCUGAGGGCGUGGCGGGGCCCGAAAAGGGAGGAGGUGCUGGAGCCGCCGCUAACGCCUCCGCCGCCGCCGGGGCCGGAGACUCAGCCAUCGAACACUCUGACUACCGCGCCAAGCUGUCACAGAUCAGACAGAUAUACCACCAGGAGCUGGAGAAGUACGAACAGGCCUGCAACGAGUUCACCACCCACGUGAUGAAUCUGCUCCGGGAACAGUCACGCACGCGGCCCAUCACGCCCAAGGAGAUCGAGCGCAUGGUUCAGAUCAUCCACAAGAAGUUCUCCUCGAUACAGAUGCAGCUGAAACAGUCCACCUGCGAAGCCGUCAUGAUCCUGCGCUCCCGCUUCCUCGACGCCAGGAGACGUCGCCGAAAUUUCAGCAAGCAGGCUUCUGAAAUUCUGAAUGAAUAUUUCUACUCCAACCUGUCAAACCCGUACCCCUCUGAGGAGGAGAAAGAGGCACUGGCUCGUCGGUGUGGCAUUACAAUCAACCAGGUCUCCAACUGGUUCGGCAACAAGCGCAUCAGAUAUAAGAAGAACAUAGGCAAGGCUCAAGAGGAGGCCAACCUGUACGCCGCUAAGAAGGCCGCUGGAGCGUCGCCCUACAGCAUGAGUGGCACCCCUGGGCCCAUGAUGUCCCCCCAGCCUGGCGAGGACUCCAUGGGCUACGGCAUCCCAGGCAUGAACGGUUCUGGAUACUCAGGAGUAGGGGGCAUGGGCUACGACCUCCACCCAGAGUCACCUGAUGUGUAGGCGGCUCAAACACUUCCGCCCACGCCCCGCCCGCCCUCCACCCACACCCAAAUUUUUUAUGUUCCAGCAGCAAUAAGACGCGUGGGCGGUUAGCGGGUUGUGGAGUCCUGGCCGGCGUGGUGGGGUGGCCUGGCCAGCCUCUAACUUCUCUUCCUGAACGAGCAGCGGCGGACCCCCAAGUGCCAGGCUGCCCCGCCCCGCCCCCACACUACCUCCCGCGGCCCACCACUCCCUCAGACACACAGUGCAGGCCGUGCAACUCCGGCUCACCGCCACAACUGGGCUGCCUGUGGCUCUCCUCGGCCCGGCCUACCCCCGGCACCCCAGCCUUCUGGGCCGCACCUGGCCCCCAACCCUUGGCAGAAGCGACGAGAGCUGCCAGCCCAGUGUGGUGGCAGCGGGCCGCCGCCGCCGCCACCGCCACGCGCCCUGCAGCCGCGUGGACCAGCGGUGCCGCCGAGUCCUCAGUAUACGAGAGCCGGGGCGGGUAGCCUCAGCCCCCUCAGCCGCUCCACACACCACACUGCCGCUGCCCUGGCCCACCCCUCGCCCACGGGUGACGCUCUCAUGACCCAUAGUGCUACGUCAUUUUGAUAUCCACCCGUCCACUCGGAUGCCGCGCCCAGCCGCCUGUGGCCACUCUUCUGUGAGCACACUCAGCCACGUUCACCUUCACGGCGGGAUUAUGAUCUCUAUAGAGGGUCCAAGCCUUUUUGGCUAAUGGAAAGAGCUCGUGAUGCGCUAUUCUUGUCAUAUACUUUAAGAGGCAAUGUAUAUAUGAACGGAUAAGAAAUUCAUUUGGCAGCCAGUUGUGUGGUUGGCAGUCUUGAAUGUGUACAACAGAAGGUGGCAUGGGAGGUGAGGUGGGUCCAGUGGCGCGCGGUGGACCCUCCCAGUACCAGGGAGUCCCAGAACCAUGUAUACGGUUGGUAUGUGAUAGUCACACUAGUGUUGCUUAUAUGUGUAGGCUUUUAAUAAAGUUUCUGCUGUUUGAACAUUCUUAAAAAAAAAUACAUACAUGUUCCUCAUUGGCGAGUGAGCCAGAUAUACCAGGCGUCACCUCCGGCGAGGUGGGCUCCAGCAUGUUAGCGGCAGCCCUCCCGCCCCGCGCGACCCCCCAGGCCGGCCGGCUGCCCGGUGGUCCGCGGCGACCCGUACAAGCCUCUGUAUCCAUGUAGCGUAGGAGAGUGUGGCCAGUGAGGCCCGGCUGCCCCCCCGGCCCUGCACACGCUCCACUGGGCGGCCCGACGCACUGCGCGUGUCUGUCGGCCGCGACGCCCAGUGGGCCCAUCCAACCCAGUAUACGUACCCUGGACGGCAGCAGCACCAAGACUGGUAAAGCGUAAUGGUCAGACCGAACUGGCUCUCAUAUGUCUGUUGUUUACAAGCACAUUGAUUGGAUGUUUCCGUUGUUUUUGUUUGUGUUUCAUUGUGUUUUGAUGGGUUGUGUAUAUGUUUGUGUGCAGGUCCCCGACUGGCCUGAGUUACUGUGUUCUUGAUCUUGUGGAAGUUAGAGGGAGUGGCUGCACCCCUGCCCAGGGCCACAUCCUGCUGGCAGGGGGUCGCCACUCCCAGCUGAGAGGCAGACGGCCGCACCCACAUCCCUGCUCCUGCUGGCCACCACCACCGCCAACACAGGUGGUGGUGGCGGCCGGUGGAGGAGUGGCGUGGGGGCGGCCGUAGGACAAGAGCGGUGUGACUCCUCCUGGGCCCUCCACAGCAAGGCAUGGAGGGUGUGGGGCGUCCCAGCGGCGCCCCCGGUGAUGCAGGGUAUUAAGUAGGGGAAGACAAGACCAUGCUGACGAUGAUCUUGUGAUAACACUGGAUAAUGAACAAUUUAAGGACCUGGAACUUUGAUGUAGGUCUAUUUUUAUAUGGAUAGAUAGACUCGGAAAAAACUGAAAAGGGAAAAAGCUCUAGAUGGUCUUGUGUAACUGUAUAUUAUUAGUAAUUGAUAGAAAAAUUCUAAUAAUACUCUUUGCAAUCUGUUUUAACUUUUUGGUACUGUUAAGUCUUUUUCCAUACGGUUUGUACGGUAGUGUAAGGGCAGCGUUGGGCACGAGUGGCAGCACACGGGCGGCCACGAGGCCCAAGAGCUGCCGAGCGCGCAUGUUUGUAUGGCUAGUGCAGGAGUAGUGCAAGGUAGCUAGACCACAAGUAUACAGUGAUAAAUACUGCAGUAUACGAAAAAAACAAUGUUCUCCAUUGACAAAAGUAUAACUACAAAGAAUAAAUAAGCAGAGUAGCCUGCCCUCUUUUCAUGAACUGUUUAUUAUUAGAGUUAUUUUGACUCCUGUGGUCCGCUGACAGGGCCACCACCACUUGUUUCCUUUGUUUUUUACCUGAUCUUUUUGUUUGACUUUUUUUUCUGAGCUGCUGAGGUGUACCAUAGAUGUCUCCAUGUAACUUAAAAAAAAAAGAGCUCUCUUCUGUCUCUCCUCGCUGUCGCUGUAGUGAAUGAUGCAAGAAUAAAUCUCCUGUCUUGAAUACGUAUGAAUAAUAACUAUAAAUGUACUGCCUAGACGUACUCUCCAAUACCGUCCUGUACCAAAAUACGUAAUUUUUCUCACAAUUCUUGUAGAGAUAUACUGUGUAUUUUUGCUGUGUAUUUGUUCCAGUUUUGUAAUAGUAUUAGUAGUACAAUCUCGCUACUUUUUCUCUCCCUGAAGGACGGUAUAGGAAAGACUGCAAAAAAAAUUGGUGCAUUCUUACUUACACAAUUUAGCAUAUUUUUCAUGUAAGUAGUUAUUGUUUUUAUUGUUUUAGCCACCUUUUAUUUAUGUAGGAUGGGUCUUUUUUAAGGCACCCAACCUGAUUUUUAAUUAAGAUAAUAUUUCCUACCCCACUCCUACUCUUUUCCUUUUAUUUCCCCUUUUUACUUUUUAUCAUAUAUUUUUGAACGAGUCGUGUGUGCUUGUACAUUAGAAUCUAUUUGCAGAGGUGAGAGAUAAGUGCUACCCGUGUUUCCGGGCGAUGCAAAACGGGCGCGCCAAACCGAGCACAAGGUACAGCCCUCACCCCCUAACUCCUGUGCAGGUGAUCGUUGCCAACUUGCCCUGUGCUCCUGCAACCACAACCAUUUUCUAUGAAGUCUGUUUUGUAUCAAUGUCCCGUCGCCCGUUUUGCCUCCUGCCGGAAACAUCCCAUUCACUCAUUUCACUUAUUAGUUCACUUAACCAUUCUAACCUCUUUGCUAUGUGAGUGUGAUGUAAGUGUAUAUUACUGUCUUUUGUAUUGUCAUGCAUAAGUUGCAUUGUAAGUAUUUUCGGCUGCCAGAAGGCCAAGCCAGUCCUCAUGAUGAUAUUAAUUAUCCAUGAUGUUCUUUUUGUUAGUUUUUUCUCUCUGCAGUGAGUGACUACUUGCAGACCUCAUUGUGUUUUUAAGGUUCAACUGAAAGCUCAAACUAGAUUAUUUUAGUGUCAGGUACAGGAUAUUCUUGGUUUGCAUUUACUAAAAAAUGCUGUAGCCGCUACCCGUGACACUGACCCCUGACCUAAUUAACCCCCUUCUCCCCACCUCCGCUCCCCUCCACCCUGAACAGAACAAAUCACCAGCGUCAGCAGGGUUGCCAAGGUUGCGGUUUUUUCCUCCCCAAAUGGCCUGUUUCUGAAGAGGCUCCGCAGGAUACUACUACUACAUUUGGAAGUUGCUGCGGGCUGUGAAGUUUUUACAGAACGCACAACUUUCUUUAUUUUUACAGAUACUAAGCUUAACAAAAAACUGUAGUAUACCAAAAGAAAUUCAGUGUUGUUUUUGUGGUUGGCUAUUUUUUUGGAGUUUUCAUGCCUGGCAGUCCGCGGGCCCCUUCAGUCCUGCUAAGGCAACCCUGGGCGUGGAGUCGCCGCCCCCCCAGUGUCACGGCUGCCCGCCAUGGUCCCCAGUAUACCAGCAGCUUGGCGUGGCCUGGGGCAGUGCACACGGCCAGUGCCUCGCGACUCUAAACGUAAGGAAACAGACUUCAGUAUUUUAGAGCCACUUUUUACGUUAGUGUUUGGCCAGCGGGCGUCUGAGUGUGCGCUGCCCCCCUCCCCGGCCGAAGGCAGGGAGGCCCGGCCCGCCCAGCCAGAGACGAAGAAGCACUGUUUAUAUGUAAUGUAACAUACAAACUUUUACUAUUAGGUAUGAAUGUUAUCAAAUAAAUGAUUUCAAAGGCUACAA